Molecule: messenger RNA, 4826 nt
Organism: Siniperca chuatsi (mandarin fish)
Lineage: Eukaryota; Metazoa; Chordata; Actinopteri; Centrarchiformes; Sinipercidae
Gene: opn7a
Product: opsin 7, group member a
Exons: 6
Coding region: 296-1648 (450 amino acids)
Biological process (GO): visual perception; G protein-coupled receptor signaling pathway
Cellular component (GO): membrane
Molecular function (GO): G protein-coupled receptor activity
Source: RefSeq, a predicted model, not a curated record
GGGGAUCUGGCGCUCUAGCUUGUAGUUGUGAAGCCUCCUUCUUCUCUGUCUACACAGACGUACAGUGGUAUCCAGUCAGUGUGGUUCGCUCUCUGGUGCCUUGUAGCCGCUGCUGCUCCUCUGACUGCUGCUGAGAGGAGAAAACAUCUCUGAGACUUCAUUUAGCGCAAUCAAUAGCCAAUGGGGGAAAGGUUAGAUUGUAAUUUUGUAAACUUACUGGUACCUUAAUUGGAUCAAUCAUAGUUUUAGAGGACGCGGAUUUAGGAAAUUCAGCACUUAUUCGCCAAGUUUUCAGAUGGGGCUGUUAGAGGAAGAUAUGGCAUUCUACUCCAAGAUACCUGUGCCACUGGAUAUAAUGGUGGCUGUGGUCUACUCUGUUUUUGGAGUAUGUUCACUGUUUGGAAACAGCACGCUACUGUAUGUCUCCUACAAGAAAAAGCACCUCCUGAAACCCGCCGAGUACUUCAUCAUCAAUCUAGCUGUUAGUGACUUGGGCCUGACUCUGUCCCUCUACCCUUUGGCAAUAACUUCAAGCUUCUACCACAGAUGGCUGUAUGGGAAAACAGUGUGCUCCAUAUACGCUUUUUGUGGCAUGUUGUUUGGCAUCUGCAGUCUGACCACUCUAACCAUGCUAAGCAUGGUGUGCUUUGUGAAAGUAUGUUAUCCGCUCUAUGGGAACAGGUUUAAAUCUGUUCACGGCCGUCUGCUUAUUGCCAGUGCUUGGGUCUAUGCACUGUUGUUUGCCUGCUCCCCACUGGUCCACUGGGGAAAAUAUGGACCAGAGCCCUAUGGAACCGCCUGUUGCAUUGACUGGCGCCUGUCCAAUCAGCAUACCAGAGCACGCUCCUACACCGUGGCACUGUUCAUCUUCUGCUACAUCCUUCCAUGUGGUGUUAUUGUAGCAUCAUACACAGGCAUUCUGGUCACAAUGCAUGCAUCCCGCAAGAAUAUGGAGCAGCAUACAUCGAGGCAGAAACACAUGAGCAGCAUCCAGACAAUUAUUGUUAAGCUAAGUGUUGCUGUCUGCAUCGGUUUCUUUGCGGCAUGGACUCCAUAUGCUGUGGUGUCCAUGUGGGCUGCUUUUGGACACAUUGAGAACAUCCCUCCUCUGGCAUUUGCCAUGCCAGCCAUGUUUGCCAAGUCCUCCACCAUCUACAACCCAAUCAUCUACUUAAUGCUGAGGCCAAACUUCCGCAGGGUGAUGCGCAGGGACAUGGGUAAUCUAUGCCACGCCUGUCUGAAGGGCUGCCUCUGUUCCGAGGGACCAGCUAAUUGCUGCUCCAAGCCAGAGAUCAGGGUCAGAUUUCGCACAAACCACAGACAGACCAACCAAUUCCCUUCAUCCAACUUCUCUGCUCAACCUCCUAUGGUAGCAUUAAAGGAACACAGCUGUGAGCAGUGCAAGGAUGCUUUUGAAUGCUUCAGAUACUACCCUCAAAUGUGCAGUGUCACUAACUGUGCUGCCAGUGGAGACUCAUCUAAGGAUCAAGACCCUCCAGUUCCCCAAACACAUAAGCAGAAGACUCAAAGUGUGUGCCACGAGAAGUCUCUGCUGGCCACCAUGUGCGCAAAAAGGACUUCAGAAAUAGACAACUUCCAUAUUAAUUUAGCAAUGGUUCCAGGGCAUGCAAAAGUGGCUUGGCCCUGAUAUUUCUCUCAAUUUAUAAUGUUUACAGAAUAUCUCUGGACAUAUUUUGCAAGUUAUGUUCUUUCAGAUGUGAAAUUACUUAAUCUAUAUUUUCAGGAAAUCUUGUUCAGGAAUGUACCAUAUGCUCCUCCUGUAGGCAGCAGCCAUGUAACUUAUUUAUUUUGUGUCACCCACUGUGCUUUACGUAUGCUAAUAUGACAGAAUAGCUUUGAGGUUAAAUGCAGACAGCUAUAAUUUGAAGGGUAUUUCAUUUGCAACCCAUAAACAAUCUAAUUAUGUUGCCUUUGUAAUUUUUGCAUGUAAUGCAUCUCUGACGUGUUAUUUUUGGCUUGGCAUUGAACAGUGUAUUGCUAAUUCAGUCAAACUAGCCUCUAUAUCAUUGUGUCAGGGCUACGUGGCUUAAGAUGGAUAGGUUUGGACGUUUUCCACCUAUUCAUUUCCCAGUCAGUGUCAAUGCCAGUCUUUAAGCUCUGGUUCAGAUUCAGAUACCUUCUGAAAGUAUUCAAUCCCCUAGGCUGCAUUUUAAGUGUUGCAGCAAAUUUCUAUUAAAAUUGAUAUUGUACCCCCUCAAACAUUCCUUGAAGCACUACUGGCAGCCUCAUCUGUCUUGAUUUACUGUAUGUGUGUAUGACCUUAACACAGCUGGAUUUAAGGAAGUGCUCCAUCUUUACUUUGAAGUUUGCAUAAACUGGGCCAAGUUGGAUGAAGAGCAACUUUCAAUUUUUACAAUAAUUUGGAUGCAUCUUGUUUUAACUGUGAGCGUCACUUUAAAGCUCCUGAAAACUUUCAAAAGUAUUUCUCUAUAUGGUUAAAUAUUCAUGAUUAAAUAAGCAAAAAUCUAAGUUUAAAAAACAUCUUUAGGUAUUAUUUAUUAAGAGUUUAUCUCAAAAAUUCAGCUAAUCUGUUUAAUCAGUGAUGAAACAAUCUACUUACACCCAUUCAAUUCUGAUUCAAAUGUUGCUAAAUCCUGAUUGGUGCAAGUACAUCACCUUUUUCCAAACCUUUUUCAAAAUCAGUGAGAGGAGCACAGAGAAGAACAUAAAUAUAUAACUAAAUAAUACCAACUGAUAACUGUUGAUCAUAUGGCUAAUAGUACCCUCAAAUUAAAGCUGACAUUCUGCACUUUACCAGUACAUCUACAUGUGAACUUAGUGCCAUCUCAUUUCAAAAGCUGUUAACACUUCCUUCACCAUGCCAGCCCAAGUAUUGUUUACACUUGACAACUGCAGGUAUAUAGUUUAUGGUGCUUGAUCAAUUAUCUAUGUACAUGGUGUAGCACUCAAUGCUGCUGCAUAACACCAUUAUUAUGGCACUGCACAAUAUUGUCCAUCUACCCGUCCAGAACUUCAAGUCAUUCUUUUAGUGUACAAUUAAAAUGGAAUAUGUCUUUAUACAUUUAUUUAACUACAGCAGAGGCGAAAGGGCAGAAAGACCAAUGAAACAAACCAAUACAAUCCAAAUAAUGCAGUUGUAGAUAAAUUCAUUAGUGGAGAAAGACUAUUAAGUUCAUGCUGUCUGUAAUUGUUGUGUGUAAAUCCAUUGUGUAAAGUAAACAUGACUGGAAUGGGAUUUGGGCAGUCACUCAGGACCAAAGCCAUCUUCGACAACGCAAGCUAUUGUGUCAGUUUCUCAGCCAUUCGCAGAAUUGUUACCCUCAUAGCUUAUCCCAUGGAUCUACUGCUAUUUCAUCUAAUCUAAUUAAAACAUAAUUGCUGUUUUACCUUUUUUUUUAAUUACUUAUCAUGUUGUAGGUUUAUGUUGCAAGGCAUAAUGCUUUUGAUUAACGAAAGUACUUAAUUAGAUUUUAUCUAUCAAUCAACAGGGUGCCAUUUUAACAGCAUCCCUAAAUCUAAUAGAAAACAGAUGUAAUUACUGGAAAGCCUGUCCACAUUUGUAUCCCAGGAUCUUAUCAUUAAUUGUUCAUGGCAUGGAGGGAUUAAUUCUCUUAUGUUUAGUGAAGAGAUUAUUAAACUCACCAGGUAAGAAAUAUCAGCAGUGGCUGUUUGAUUUGCAAAAGUGUACUAUCAUCACAUCUGUAAACCAUUAAAAGGUCCAUUAAAAUGUGAUUUCAAACAGUCAAUGACAACAGUAAAAGGGAAAAUGUGUGGACAAAUAAACUUUUGUUCUCAGGAAAAAUUAUCCACAUUCUACAUUAAUUGUAUAAUACAAAUGUCAUGUAAUAAAAGCCUGUGUAUUCAGACUAAAGACUUUUUAAUGUCUAAUUUAGGGGUUUUGUGUUAUUAUUGUCUACAGGUCAAACAAUACACUUUAUAUGUGGCCCUAUUACAGUCAUUUAUAAAAACAAGACUGAAGUCAGGUUCAGCCUUGGUGUUUUUCCUGGGUUGUAAUUGGUGGAUACUGACUUGUUGUUGACCCAAUUCCAUGGCUUGGUCCAGUUGCUUUGAAGGGCAACGGUGUCCUUCAAUAGCAACGUCAAAAGUCAAAUGCUUUUUAGUAUGCAUAUGCUGACUUUUUUGUAUACUAUAUUUUGGCUCUUUCCCACUACAUUCUCAACACUAUCUUAGAUUUAGUAUGUAGUAUGGAAUUGUGUAAAUGUAAAUGUGUUCAUGUUUUCAGUGUACUGAUACCCAUUAACUAGUUGCAGGGGAUAACCAAUAAGAUCUGAAGGAAAUACUAAACCAGUAUAAGACCCAGUACACAAAAUUACAGAGAAUUUUGUAAUUAAACAGAACAUGACAUUGACACAUCUCCAAGGCAAUAUGACUGGAUGGUAAGAAAAGCUUGGAAUCCAAAAUGCUUGAUACAGCACAGCAUCAUCUCAUCAGCUUAAAGAUAAUCAGAUAUCAUUACAGUAAGUCGACACACUGAACAAUCAAACAAGUAGCUAAUUAGUCAUUCAUGCAGUUUUACUGUAACUUGGGGAAAUGGAAGCACAUAAUCCACAGAGGGUAUAAAAAUUAAAAGAAACAGUUUGAGGAUGACAACAAUAAUACACAUGUACAAGUGGAAUACUGUACUAAAGCUUCUGUCCUUCUGUACAAAUUGCAUCCCCCCCAUGACUACUUAUGUUUCUUCUUCAGCUUCUUACAGACUCAUUGACUUUGCCUGUUCGGUGUUUGGAGUCAUGGUUGUGUUGGGCUGAAAUAAAAUAAAUGUUUACCACACACCAUUUUAUUGUCCCUGAAUAUGAGUUCAUUAUUCUGUUAAAGCUACAGUA